AUGGCGAGCUCUACAGAACCUACGAAGCUGAAAAGAGAAGAAGAAGAAGAGGAUGAUUCAAAACCAGUGGCAGAAGAUGAAGACACUGGGGCACAGGUCGCUCCUAUAGUCAAACUGCAGGAGGUCGCUGUUACUACUGGCGAAGAAAAUGAAGACGUCCUUCUCGAUCUGAAGGCGAAACUGUAUAGAUUUGAUAAGGAAGGCAGCCAGUGGAAAGAGAGGGGUGUUGGGACAUUGAAGCUACUCAAGCACAAGGAGAGUGGCAAAAUUAGGCUUGUCAUGAGGCAGAACAAGACCCUUAAGAUAUGUGCUAAUCAUCUGGUGUUACCCACAAUGACUGUGCAAGAGCAUCAUGGGAAUGAUAAAUCGUGCGUGUGGCAUGCAGCAGAUUUUGCAGAUGGAGAGUUGAAGGAGGAGACUUUUGCUAUUCGGUUUGCCUCCGUGGAAAAUUGCAAAUCUUUCAAAGAUAAGAUUGAAGAAAUCACUGAAUCGCUAGCAAAAACUACUGGGGAUAGUGAAGAAGGCACUACUGCUGCCAACCUUAUUGAAAAGUUGAGUGUUGAAAGCAAAGAUACAGAAGAGAAGCAAGAGGCCGAAGAUGCACCUGUGUCCUCCCAGGAGAAGAAGGGUGAAACUGAGCAGCAGGAAAAAACUGGCAGUGAGAAGUAA
This is a messenger RNA of Fraxinus pennsylvanica, 669 nucleotides long. Lineage: Eukaryota; Viridiplantae; Streptophyta; Magnoliopsida; Lamiales; Oleaceae. The record is from the annotation of a GenBank genome assembly.